AUGAGCAGCAGAAGGCGGCUUCUGAUGAGAAACUGGUCAAAGGGCUGCUCCAGCUUCUGUGGACAAGUUACUCAGAUUAGUGAAGGAGGUCGGAUCCCACAGCUGGUCUGCAGUUUCCCUUCACUUCAAAGUGAGAGGCUUCAUUUUGUGGAUGUUCUUUUGACUCUUUCUGUUCUCACAGUUCUCACAGUAUCUGUUGAUGUGCAUCAGGGUCAGAGGUCGCACAAUGAGUGUCAGCAGAGGUGGCAGCAGGUGAAGAACCAAGAGUUGGUCAAAGGUCCAUGGACACAGGAAGAGGAUGAGAGGGUCAUCGAGCUGGUUCAGAGGUUCGGCGUGAAGCGCUGGUCUAUCAUUGCCCAACACCUGCACAGCCGUAAUGGGAAGCAGUGCCGCGAGCGCUGGCACAACCACCUGAACCCGACGGUGAAGAAGAGCAGGUGGACCCCGGAGGAGGACCGCAUCAUCUGCCACGCUCACAGGAUGCUGGGAAACCGCUGGGCCAACAUCUCCAAACUGCUGCCGGGGAGGACAGAUAACGCCAUCAAAAACCACUGGAACUCCACCCUGAAGAGGAAGGUGGACCAGGAAGGACAUCUGCUUCAGCGGCACCUCCACAACUCCUCCAGCACCUCCUCCUCCACAGCGGCGACUCACUGGAGCCACAACACCGAUGGCAUUAGCACUAAGGUCAGAGGUCAGACCUUCAGUAGAGCCUGAUGGCGGUCCAGAUGCUGACCAUGCCCUCUGAUCCAGCAGAACACAACACACUCCUGGAUCCACCCACAAGAAGUGACCUCACCUGUAACAGAGCAGCCAAUGAGAGCGUCUGUCUGUGUGGAUGCCCACCUGAGCAGUAGCUUUGUAAGAUGCACACAUAACAGUGGACACAUGUCUUCCAGCUCUAAUGCUGCACUUCCUGUUGUCAAUAAACAGCUGCCGUGUCCCUCAUUAGGAGUUUGUUAACGGGUCUACCUCUGGACUGGUCUGGUCCACAUGGUCUGGAUGGACCCAGCUGGAUCCUGCUGU
Molecule: messenger RNA, 1026 nt
Organism: Sphaeramia orbicularis (orbiculate cardinalfish)
Lineage: Eukaryota; Metazoa; Chordata; Actinopteri; Kurtiformes; Apogonidae
Product: transcriptional activator Myb-like
Exons: 6
Coding region: 1-717 (238 amino acids)
Biological process (GO): positive regulation of transcription by RNA polymerase II; mitotic cell cycle
Cellular component (GO): nucleus
Molecular function (GO): RNA polymerase II cis-regulatory region sequence-specific DNA binding; DNA-binding transcription factor activity, RNA polymerase II-specific
Source: RefSeq, a predicted model, not a curated record